Molecule: messenger RNA, 1434 nt
Organism: Amphiprion ocellaris (clown anemonefish)
Lineage: Eukaryota; Metazoa; Chordata; Actinopteri; Pomacentridae
Product: putative nuclease HARBI1
Exons: 2
Coding region: 136-1251 (371 amino acids)
Source: RefSeq, a predicted model, not a curated record
GAAAGAAGAAGAGCAAACUGUUCAGCCAAUCACCGGUUUUUAGCUGUUUUGUUAUUUUUUGUGACUCUUUCAGCACGUCUUGUGCGCUUCCUGUCAGAUUUACGGACGUGUUUAAACACACCGCGGCAGUAAACUAUGACCUUCGCUGGGCCGGUGUGGCUGGCGGUGCAGGAGGAGCUGCUCGGACACCGAGAGGAAGACUGCGGGAGUCCGAGCUGUUUCGAUCAUUUCGACGAGGAAGCUUUGUUCCAGAUGUUCCACCUGACCAGACCCUGCAUCGCCUUCAUCGCUGACGCUGUCCGCAUCCGCAUGAGGACUGUCGCCCUGAAGAAGCCGCUCAUGUCCGUGGACGCGAUGGUCAUGGUGGCGCUCAACUAUUACGCACACGGAGUCUCCACCGCCGAAGUCCUGCAGAGAGUCGGACUGACCCAGACCGACUGUCCCACCGCUGUCGUCGGCACAGUCUCCGGAGUCAUCGCCGGGAUGUCCGACCAGUUCAUCUCAUUCCCGCUGACCAGCGACGCCAGAGUCAGUCUCGCAGCCAAGACUGAGAAGCUGUGCGGGAUCCCCAACGUGCUGGGAGUUCUGGCUCCGGCGCACUUCAAGAUCAGAGCUUCUCCAUACGAGAAGGACACGUUCAGGUCGUUUGUGAACACCGAGGGUUACACGUCGGUCGUCAGUCAGGUCAUAUGUGACUCCGAUGGCAACAUACUGAGUGUGGAGAAGUGUUGUGUGGGCAGCACGUGUGAGCAGGAAAUGUGGGAAUCGUCGUUCAAGGGAAGGCAGAUGGAGGAGGAACUGCAAGGAGCAUUCUGGGUUGUUGGUGGGACUGGCUACCACUUAAGCAAACAUGUUUUGACUCCUGUGUCGGGACCUGCAAAUGACAAAGAGAUCCGCUUCAACGUGGCCCACAACAAGAUCCACAGUGUCAUGCGGACAACGCUUGGCUCCAUGAAGAGGCGCUUCAAGUGUCUGAUGCAGCUUGGUUUUGCACAAGAGGGUUCUUUGAAUAAAAAGUCAAACAUUAUCAAGGCAUGCAGUGUGCUGCACAACAUCGCUAAAAAGUUCUCUGUCCCUCCUCCACCCUCAGCUGGUAAAAUUGAGCCCCUGCAUCCAGGCAAGCAGCCUUCGGUGCCGGCAGAGAUCAGCGCUGAGGCCCUAAAAGCCAGACAGCAAGUUAUUGAUGAUUACUUCUCCGUCGUUUCCAGUAGUCAGGACACAAAGACUAACACCACAGAGGAGGACGUGUGAGCAGAGUGGUUGUGUUGACCUGCUUGCAGAAGCAAGCAAAGAGGAUCAUUGACACACUAAGAACAAACGCUGGAACUAAGAAGGAAUUUGCUGUUGUGGUCUGUUCAGUUUGACAGUCCUCUUUUUUUGACUUGGUAAAAGCACAUUCAUGUAUUUUUGUGAAUACAAAAUAUUUUAUUUCUU